Eleginops maclovinus (Patagonian blennie) is the source of this 3530-nucleotide messenger RNA. RefSeq names its product chemokine (C-X-C motif) receptor 3, tandem duplicate 2 (gene cxcr3.2). The coding region runs from base 1838 to 2968 and encodes 376 amino acids. NCBI's taxonomy places the organism in Eukaryota, Metazoa, Chordata, Actinopteri, Perciformes, Eleginopidae. The record is from RefSeq and is a predicted model, not a curated record. The transcript is spliced from 3 exons. Gene Ontology annotation, biological process: calcium-mediated signaling; G protein-coupled receptor signaling pathway; positive regulation of cytosolic calcium ion concentration. Gene Ontology annotation, cellular component: membrane; external side of plasma membrane. Gene Ontology annotation, molecular function: C-C chemokine binding; C-C chemokine receptor activity.
AUGUCAUCAUGUAUCAUUUAUUGGAAGGCUUGAUGAUUAUGAGUUGGUAAAAGCAAUAACAGACAGUCAUAACUCCAAAGUUUUUAUGAGCAUUUCUUGCAUCUCACAUUUUGGAGCUUUUUCAGGAAACUGUAAGAUUUCUUUCUUUUUUUUAACUCUUUAAUUACUGCACAGAUCAAGUUCCACCCUUAAGUAGGUUAGGGAGGUGUGGCCUUAAAUCGCAUUGAAGCUGGAAAGAAACAUGAACUCUUGUAAAUUAUACUCGGAUUAUAGAAAAACCUGCCAGGACAAGACAGAGCAAAUAAAAACACAGAUAUUUUUCCAACAAUACAUGUAACCAACCCCCUACCCUCACUAUGGCAUCCGAUAACAAAGUAAAUAUCCCAUAAAUGUAUUUAGUUGCAUACUCCUAAUGCUUGAAAAUAAACGAGAAUUCAAUUGCAGCUCGGAAAAUCCAGACUACGCUUAAAGAUAUUUGGAAACAGGAUCAUUUCCUAAUGUGUCCACUACAGAGCACUAGCUGCUUAUUAUGCAUCUUGGUCAUCUUGUUGUUUAAGUAUCACUAGUUUAAAAUAUACAAACAAGUCUAAAUCUGGGGGAUCUGUAUCUAGAAUAUAAGAUUGUGAAAUACAUUUAGUCUUUUGAAAUGACUUUAAGUAGUUUGCACGGGUUGAGCUGCGCAUUCAAGUGGAACAAGCUCAUAAAUAAAGAUCUUUAUUCCUCAUUGUGCUCAGAACAAAAACCAAACUGUUUAGGGACUCUUCAGCAAUGUGCAGUAUAACAAACAAGUAAAAAAGAAGCCAGUAAAACUGUUUAGCAGCAGAAGAAAAAAAAGAUAAGACUUAAAAAUGAAUAAAAUUAGGCUGACAAAGGAUGGCUUGUUACACACCCAAAAAACCCAGACAGGAUUGUCUUGUUUCUUUUUUGUAUGUGGUUCGUAUUGGCACUCCAAACACACAAAUGUAUUGUGCGAGGACAAACACUGACAAAGGGAGCUUUUCAUAACAUGUGCACUGUAAAACAAACGGCCCUUUGCCAACAGAAAAGUGUACAUUUUGCAGAUGAAGUAAUGACUAAACUGAUUUUAUACAUAUCAAUAUACAGUAUAUGCUCCUGUUGCCCUGCACCGCUUGUCACACAAACAAGUGGAUAGAAGGAAGCAAAACUAUCAACAAGGUUAAGACACACCAGAAGACCCUCAGUACAGACAGAUUAAACCACAAGAGUGUUCAGUUCCUCACACAUUUGAAGUGUUUUUGAAAAGAUGUCCUACAAUUAUUCUGACGUUGGGGGUUUUGCCCAUUUGUCCAUUCUGUCUGUCUCUGGUCUGGUUUGUGGAAAUAAGACGAAAGGGGCUUUCUGACUCAUGGCUGCCCUUUGUCUUUCAACCAGCUCUAAAGUGCUUCUGAGCUGUGUGUGUUUGAUGUAAAAAAAAAACAAGUUAACUGAUUUUCAAUAACACUUUCAAACUCUGAGAACAUAGAUAGUUUCGGUGGAUGUUUUUACCUCCACGAUGUUGAAUAUCUGACAUCUGCAGGAUGGUUCCAAAUCGCUAUCACAAUAUGAUUUAAACUGUAUGAUAAAAGUGUUUUUUCCCUUUACAGAGAGGUGCAGUCUUUCAGAUUUUGGUAUCAGUCUUUGAGUUUCAAGAGCACAAACAUGUUUUCCCCAAAGAGUCAGUAAUUUUUACCUACAUAGAUGAAAAGAUUACUCCAGUUGUAGUAGGGUGUGUCAUACAGUAGAUAGUAUCCAGGAUGUCCUGCAUCACCCACUUUGCUUCCUUUAAAGCAUAUUCUGAACAACCUCUGAGAAGGCUGCAGGCUUCAGUUCUACAAACAUGGGAGAAUUCUCAACGACCACAGAGGAUUAUUGGAUCUAUGAACAUGACAAUUCAACCUGGUCCCCCGAAACAGGCCAUAUUUAUGCCCCGUGCUAUCAGGAGGACAUCUAUAGUUUUGGACAGAGGUACUCUCCAGUCGUCUACAUCCUGGUGUUCCUCAUGGCUUUGGUGGGCAACGUGCUGGUGCUGUGUGUGAUCCGGCGCUAUCGAAACUCUCAGAGUGGUGGAGCCUGCGCCUUCUCUCUGACCGACACCUUCCUGCUUCACCUGGCCAUCUCCGACCUGCUGCUGGCCUUCACCCUGCCCCUUUUCGCAGUGCAGUGGGCUCACAAGUGGGUGUUCGGCCUGGCUGCUUGCAAGAUCUCCGGCGCCCUCUUCUCCCUGAACCGCUACAGUGGCAUCCUCUUCCUGGCCUGCAUCAGCUUCGACCGGUACCUGGCCAUCGUCCAUGCUGUCAGCUCCGGCUGGAAACGCAACACUUGCCAUGCACAGAUUGCAUGUGCCCUCAUCUGGGUGGUGUGUCUGGGCCUGAGUGGAAUAGAGAUCAACUUCAAACAGGUGGUGGAGGUGAACACUGCGGGAAAUGAGAAGACGUUGCUGUGCCAGGUGUGGUUCAUUGAGAACAGCACCCAGUGGCAGGUGGGGCUGCAGCUGGUAAGCCUGGUGCUUGGUUUUGGUCUCCCUCUGUUGAUCAUGCUCUACUGCUACAUCCGCAUCUUCAGGUCUCUCUGCAAUGCCACUCGACGCCAAAAACGCAAGUCCCUCAGCCUCAUCGUCUCCUUAGUGUCGGUGUUUGUCAUCUGCUGGGCGCCGUACAAUUGCUUCCAGCUGGCUGACACUCUGCACCGGCUGGGCGUGGUUGCUGGAGGAUGCCAGUUUGGCCAUGUGGUGGACAUGGGGAGUCUGAUCUCUGAGAGCGUGGGGCUGUCGCACUGCGCCCUGAACCCUCUGCUGUAUGGCUUCGUGGGGGUGAAGUUCAGGAGGGAGUUGGCCAGGAUGUGCAAGGGGCUGCUGGGACAGAGAGGCUUCCUGGGGAUGGAGGGAUGGAGGGAGAGGAGGCUCAGGAGAACCACAGGGUCAUUCAGCUCUGCAGAAAGCGAACACACCUCCUUCUCUGUCAUGGUGUGAUAUACAGCAACAUGUGUAUAAGAAAAAGGACAGAAUCAUUUUCUUUCAGCUUACUCAAGACUUUAAAAUGUUCUCAGAGGGAAAAGUGAUACAUUUCUUUGAUAAGGUGCAUUUAUAUGUGCAGCUUCCAACUAUCAUUCACAGCCAUUUGCUUUAUGUGUUUCAAUAAGACUGAUGUUAAAUCAUUACGAGAGUGUGGACAUGCUGUUACUGUCGUUUCACUUUCUGAUUUCUCAAAUCUUGUGAAACAUCUGGAUUUCUUCAGAACUCUCAAAGUGCACUCAUCAGCAGCUAAGAUGUAGCUUGUGGUUUGCUUCACGAUAGUUACUAGCAGUACGUGCUUCUUAUCAGAUUCUACACUCAGCUAGUUUGUAAACUAAAUUAAGGUUCAGUUUAUCAAAACUCUGAAAAUAGUUGAAAGUUGAAAAUCUCAUUUCCUGUUUUUUUGUUUUCCUUCAUGAUCCAUGUGCAGAUGUUCCCUCAGUUAUGUUCCUUAAAACUUUGCAAAAGAGGAAAUGUAUACAGAUGAUUUUUAUAAUAAAUGUUUUGGGGAUAUCCAUAA